GUUGACAUCCUUUCUCUUAUUCCACUACCUGAAUGUCUAUCGUAUUUAUCUGCCUAGCCUAGCUUGCUUCUGCAACAGGACAGGAGUCUCCCCCUUGCAUUCUGCAGUCAGUACCAAAGGAGACUUGUCUUGCAACGGCCCGUUAGAACGGCAUCUUGUGCUACCUUGUGUUAGUCUCACGUGCUUCUCGUUCGUUUUACUCUACGGUUUGAUAAGCUGAUCGCAAAAAUCUAGGUCCUUCUCCUAAAGAUUCAAAUUCACCGGAAACGGAGUCCUUUUCCCUCAGCCUCUGUUAGUUCCAGUCUGCACGCUUUCUUGGUUCCAUUGCUUGGGUAAAAAAAUGGCUCAUAAGGCGGAUGAUGAGUACGACUACCUCUUUAAAGUCGUGCUGAUCGGAGACUCCGGUGUAGGGAAGUCCAAUCUGCUCUCUCGGUUCACCCGCAACGAGUUUUGUCUAGAAUCCAAGUCCACUAUCGGCGUCGAGUUCGCAACAAGAAGCAUUCAGGUGGAUGGCAAGACGAUCAAGGCUCAGAUCUGGGACACCGCCGGUCAAGAGCGGUACCGUGCGAUCACCAGCGCGUACUACCGGGGAGCGGUCGGCGCGCUGAUCAUCUACGACAUCACGAAGCACGUGACGUACGAGAACGUGGAGCGGUGGCUCAAGGAGCUCCGAGACCACGCGGAUUCCAACAUUGUGAUCAUGCUGGUGGGGAAUAAAUCCGACUUGAGGCAUCUACGCGCGGUUUCGACGGACGACGCGCAAGGAUUUGCUGAGAAGGAGGGCCUCUCUUUCAUUGAGACGUCUGCGCUGGAUUCAACAAACGUUGAGAACGCAUUCCACCGGGUGUUGACAGAGAUCUACCGCAUUGUGAGCAAGAAGGCCCUGGCGCAAGAAGAGGGGGCGACUGCAGGGCCGGGAGAAGGCACCUCCAUUCUGGUGGGAGCAGAUGCAAAUGCCAACAAGGGCAGCUGCUGUUCGUCAUAGGCCGCUGGAGGUGCAGCCGGGGAUGCUGCUACUGUCCGUUUUUGUAUGAUUCAGGAGGAGGGUCCACAUCACACAUACCAUCUAGUAUUGCAAUAUACCAGUAGCUGUAUGUAUUGUCACAUUGGCAUGACUUGUUAGGCAAUAGUCACUGGAGAGGAGAGCACCACCGUCCCUCAGAUGGCUAGUAGAUGACCUACUCUGGGGAUGUUGAUAUGCAUAUACCGAGUCCUUGUAAACUUGAACACAAAGCAGAAUGAGCCC
Closterium sp. NIES-67 is the source of this 1246-nucleotide messenger RNA. NCBI's taxonomy places the organism in Eukaryota, Viridiplantae, Streptophyta, Zygnematophyceae, Desmidiales, Closteriaceae. The record is from the annotation of a GenBank genome assembly.